Erythranthe guttata (spotted monkey flower) is the source of this 2098-nucleotide messenger RNA. The record is from RefSeq and is a predicted model, not a curated record. NCBI's taxonomy places the organism in Eukaryota, Viridiplantae, Streptophyta, Magnoliopsida, Lamiales, Phrymaceae.
UUAAUUAAAAAAGAAAAAAAAGAGGUGCUGCAAAAAACCAAGCAAAAUCAUGACUUUCCAGUUUUCAAUUCACCCACUUGCAGUGAUCCAUGUUUCUUGAACCAAUUGCCCCACCGCAAUUUUAAUUAAUUUAUUGAUUAAUUAAAAAUCCCGUCUUUUUUACUGCAAUAUGAAACGAGAUCGUGAUCGUGGUGGGAAGGCGGCGGCGGUGAGUGGUGGCACCACCGCCGGAAAGGGGAAGAUGUGGGCGGAGGCGGAUGCCGGCAUGGACGAGCUACUGGCUGUAUUGGGCUACAAGGUGAAGUCUUCUGACAUGGCGGAUGUGGCGGAGAAGCUCGAGCAAUUGGAGGUGGCGAUGGGGACCACCGCCAUGGAAGAUGGUGUUUCUUCUCUUUCCACUGAUACCACUGUUCAUUACAACCCCUCCGAUCUUUCCGGCUGGGUCGGCAGCAUGUUGUCUGAGCUCAGCGUGAUUCCCGACCAAAUCGGGGUUUCCGGCGGUGGUAAUCUUAUCAACGACGAUGAUUUGAGAGCGAUUCCUGGUGGGGCUAUUCUUGGCAAUGAUUCCGAGAGUGCGAAGAAGAGGAUUAAAUUUGAUUCCCGGGUUGAAUUUCUCGAAAACGGUUGUUCGGCGGUGGUGCUGGUGGAUUCGCAGGAGGCGGGGGUGAGGCUGGUGCACACGUUAAUGGCGUGCGCGGAGGCUGUCCAGCAGGAGAACAUGAAACUCGCCGAUGCUCUGGUGAAGCACGUCGGGAUACUGGCGGAGUCGCAGGUCGGCGCCAUGAGGAAAGUCGCCGCCUGUUUCGCGGAGGCGCUUGUUCGGAGAAUCUACAAGAUUCGCCCCCAGCCGGAGGAGAAUUCGUCCUACGCCGAUGUUCUGGAGAUGCACUUUUACGAAACGGCGCCGUAUCUGAAGUUCGCGCACUUCACGGCGAAUCAGGCGAUCCUGGAGGCUUUCGCCGGAGCUUAGAGGGUCCACGUCAUCGACUUCGGUUUGAAGCAGGGUAUGCAGUGGCCUGCUUUGAUGCAGGCUCUGGCUUUGCGGCCCGGUGGGCCGCCGGCGUUCAGGCUGACCGGGAUCGGGCCGCCGCAGCCCGACAACACCGAUGCUUUGCAGCAGGUGGGGUGGAAAUUGGCGCAGCUGGCGGAAACAAUUGGAGUUGAAUUCGAGUUUCGUGGAUUCGUGGCGAAUUCUUUGGCGGAUUUGGAUGCGAAAAUGCUGGAUAUUAAGCCGGGUGAUUACGAGACGGUGGCGGUGAACUCUGUGUUCGAGCUACACCGGUUGUUGGCCCGGCCCGGAGCGGUGGAGAAGGUGCUGGGUUCGAUUCGGGCCAUGGGCCCGAAGAUAGUGACGGUGGUUGAGCAGGAGGCGGACCACAACGGGGUUGUGUUCAUGGACCGGUUCAACGAGUCGCUGCACUACUACUCGACGAUGUUCGACUCGCUGGAGGGGUCCGGGUUGACUCAGCCCGACGGCGGCGGCGGCGGCCAGGAUCUGUUCAUGACGGAGGUGUACCUGGGGCGGCAGAUAUGCAACGUGGUGGCGUGCGACGGCGCCGAGCGGGUCGAGCGGCACGAGACGCUGGCGAAGUGGCGGCGGCGGAUGGGCUCGGCCGGGUUCGAACCGGCCCACCUGGGGUCCAACGCGUUCAAGCAGGCCAGCAUGCUGCUGGCGCUCUUCGCCGGCGGAGAUGGGUACAGGGUGGAGGAGAACGACGGUUGCUUGAUGCUGGGUUGGCACACGCGGCCGCUCAUCGCCACCUCAGCUUGGAGGCUGACGGAGGUGGAGUGAUUGUAAGUCAACUGCGUUUCGUGAAUCCACUGAGUUAUGAGCCAACUCGGAACACUGCCGCCACAGCGAGUGGGUAUGAGCUGAGUUGGUAGAGAGAGAGAGAGAGAGAGGGUGAGUGAGACUGAUAGAGAGAGAGACAUACCUAAAAUUGAGUCAAUUCCUGUCUUUUACUUUUCACCAAGUCAGCUUUUUUUCUAUUUUUAUCUUUAAAAAAAAAAAGAAAAAAAAAAACAACAAAUCCCCUUUUUUCGUACAUUAUUGUAACGUUAUGAAAUUACUUUCAUUUCUAAUUUUGUGUUUUUUGAA